Messenger RNA from Colletotrichum acutatum, 1470 nucleotides. RefSeq names its product Alpha/Beta hydrolase protein. The transcript is spliced from 2 exons. Gene Ontology annotation, molecular function: lipase activity. Lineage: Eukaryota; Fungi; Ascomycota; Sordariomycetes; Glomerellales; Glomerellaceae. The record is from RefSeq and is a predicted model, not a curated record. Bases 167 to 1198 code for a protein of 343 amino acids.
CUCCAAACGAAAGGGGCCAGCUCAGUGCAGUCAACCCCGCUAUCUCAUCUAGUAAUUACUGAAGUUAAAGUGAUCAAGAUCCAAACCAUUGUCAUUGUCUAGCAUUUGUCAAGCUUCUAGGCCCUCCAUUCCUAGUAAUUGACCCUAUACGACCGCACUUCCUAACAUGGGUUCCUCAUUUCCCAUGGAGACAUUGGCUGGGUACACGUCACGAACAGUGCCCUUCAAAGUCACCUCAGAUAUAACCAUCAACGCGGACGUCGUGUACCCCGAGACGUCGGAUGGCUCUCCCGCUGUUGUGCUGCUGCAUUAUCACGGCGGCUUUCUUAUCGUCGGAGAUCGAUAUUCGUUCUUGCCUCACUGGCUUGUGCAUGCCUCCGCCUCUCGUGGAUGGGUCUUUGUGACUCCCGAGUACCGCUUGAUGCCCGAGUCAACCGCACACGACUCCGUUGAAGAUGCAGCGGACGCCUAUAAAUGGGCCUGGUCUUCACUGCCGGAGAUUAUAGGCCGCCCGGUCGGCUCACUGUUAGUCGCUGGUUCAAGCGCUGGAGGGUAUUUGGCUCUCAACACGGCUGUCUCGGCUGCUAGAAAGCCCGACGCACUACUACUGAUCUACGGGAUGCUCGAUCCUUCCGGGACUCGAUACAUGACUCCCGGAAAGAACAUAUUCGGCCGGCCGCUAGUCGAGACCGGACCAAUUCUGGAGAAGUGGCCCAUGGCCAAGGCUUCGGGCGGCGAGAGGAAGCCUAUCUCAGCUUAUCCGAUAUCAGGCGACCCGUCUGCUGACCCUAGAUUUGCUCUCACUUCGGCACUGCACAUCGACGCCCUAUUCCCCGACUACAUGACCGGUGUCUCCGGCCUUACGCGACAGAUUGCCACUCAAGGAGUUGCAGCCAUACCCAAAGAACACCAACAGCUGUUUCCACUUGACUUUGGCGACCUGGGUGAUUUGCCGCCUGUCAUGCUGCUUCAUGGUGCGAACGACUCAGCUGUACCGAUUGAGUGUAGUACCAGAGCCGCAGAGAAGCUCGAGGCAUCUGGAGUGCGUGUCUUAGCAGAGUUCCCAUCUGAUGCGGAGCACGGUUUCGAUGGAAGGUCCGGCAACGUUAACGUCGAGACUUCAGCCGGGGAUGCGGUGAUUGCCGUAGAGUCUCUGAGAAAGGCGAUUGGUUUCCUUGAACAGAAUGCGGCCAAAUAGAGUCAAGGGAUAGCUAAGCAAACAAUAAACGUUUCACGAUGAGCCACGCCAAACUCGAUCUAUAUAUCAGAGUCAGUGAUGAGAUUUGAGAGGUGGAUAGAGCUUAUAUCUUCGAUUCAGAUUAUCAAGGUGUUUGAGAGCUAGAUAUAUAUAUGGUUGAGUGCACUUUGAUAACGAGUUGAUGUAGGGGUAUCCCAAAUGGGGCAGUCUUCAUGGUUGAAAUAGGUACCUAGGGUAAGUUAGUGAGCACUCGUCUGGAGGAAUAAAAGAAC